Messenger RNA from Salarias fasciatus (jewelled blenny), 2443 nucleotides. RefSeq names its product cytochrome P450 2F3-like. The transcript is spliced from 10 exons. The record is from RefSeq and is a predicted model, not a curated record. The coding region runs from base 222 to 1502 and encodes 426 amino acids. Gene Ontology annotation, cellular component: cytoplasm; intracellular membrane-bounded organelle. Gene Ontology annotation, biological process: xenobiotic metabolic process. Gene Ontology annotation, molecular function: heme binding; oxidoreductase activity, acting on paired donors, with incorporation or reduction of molecular oxygen, reduced flavin or flavoprotein as one donor, and incorporation of one atom of oxygen; iron ion binding. Lineage: Eukaryota; Metazoa; Chordata; Actinopteri; Blenniiformes; Blenniidae.
CAUUGUUCUGGUUUGGCUGGUGGGCUUGAAGAGUCGCAGACGGUGGUCUUUACCUCCUGGACCUACAGCUCUGCCCAUCGUGGGAAAUCUACUGGUUCUGGACAAAAAAGCUCCCUUCAAAACUCUGCUGGAGCUGAAAUAUAAGUUUGCCCCCAAUGGCAGCCUUGGCUCCAUCCCGUAAUGUACUGUGAGACACAUGGAGUAAGACAUAUGGACCUGUGAUGACUGUGUACAUGGGGCCGAGGCGUGUGGUGGUCCUGGUGGGAUACGACACAGUGAAGGAGGCACUGGUGGACCAGGCAGAUGACUUUACUGGCAGAGGACCCCUUCCCUUCCUGGUCCGAAUUACCAGAGGAUAUGGUUUAGGGAUCAGUAACGGGGAGCGCUGGAGUCAGCUGCGACGCUUCACCCUGACGACGCUGAGAGACUUCGGGAUGGGACGUAAAGGGAUGGAGGAGUGGAUCCAGGAGGUCAGCAGCCAGCUGAUCGAUCGCAUCCACUCCAUCAACGCAAAGCCAUUCGAUCCCACCUUCUUCCUCAGCUGCUCUGUGUCUAACGUCAUCUGCUGCAUGGUGUUCGGCGAACGCUUCAGCUACGAUGAUGACCAGUUCCUGCAGCUUCUCCAUAUCCUUGCAAACACCAUUAAAUUUGGCAGCAGCCCCUGGGGUCAGCUGUACAACGUCUUCCCUGGACUGAUGGAGUGGCUUCCAGGUCGACACCACAAAGCAUUUGCUGAUAUUGAAAAGAUGAGAGGCUUCAUCACCAAAAAGAUUCAGGCUCACCGGGAGACGCUGGACCCCAGUUCACCCAGAGAUUACAUUGACUGCUUCCUCAACAGAAUCAACCAGGAGAAGGACAAUCCGACAACUGAGUUCCAGGAAGACAACCUGGUGUCCACGGUGUUGAAUCUGUUCCUGGCAGGAACUGAGACCACCAGCUCCACCAUCAGAUAUGCACUGAGCGUCAUGGUCAAAUACCCUAAAAUACAAGAGGCGAUGCAGCAGGAGAUCGACACUGUGCUUGGACAGAAGCAUUCCCCUCGAAUGGAGGACAGGAAGUCCCUCCCCUUUACAGAUGCGGUCCUCCAUGAAAUUCAGCGUUUUAUGGACAUUGUCCCAAUGGGAAUCCCCCACUAUGCUCUCAGUGACAUCUCCUUCAAGGGCUACACCAUUUCCAAGGACACUGUAAUCCUUCCCCUGCUGCACUCUGUGCUGAAAGAGGAGAACCGGUGGGCCACGCCUUGGUCUUUCAACCCGCAGCACUUCUUGGACCAGAAUGGCAACUUCAAGAAAAAUCCUGCGUUCCUUCCAUUCUCUGCUGGAAAGAGAGCUUGUGUUGGAGAGUCUCUGGCCCGCAUGGAGAUCUUCCUGUUCAUGGUGUCACUGCUGCAGACGUUCACCUUCUCGUCUCCUGGAGGACCUGACAGCAUCGACCUCAACCCCGAGUACAGCAGCUUCGCCAACGUGCCUCGCAGAUACCUGAUCACAGCAACGCCCCGAUGAGAGUGAACCUUCAAAUGUGCUGAAAUUCACAUUAUAUCUUUAUUUCUUUAUUUUAUUUUUUUUUUUUAACCUUUAUUUAACCAGGUAGGUCCCAUUGAGGUUAAAAAGCUCUUUUUCAAGGGAGUCCUGGGGGUCACAAAGUAAUAAGUUACAAUAUUUUAAAAAAUAGAAUACCACAAUUUCAUUACAUUGAGUUUAUGAUUCAUGAUUUUACAUCAAAACGAGUACUCAGGGGAAUUCCAUAACACUCUAAUGACUGGAUUUAUUUUCACAUCAUGUGUAUUCUGCAUAUUUUUUAAUGAAACAACUUAAAUGUUGUAAUUCUUAUUUUUGUGUUUUUGACCUUGUGAAUGUGUAACGCUGGUAAAUCUCUUGUUUGUAGGGAUUCCAGCAUAAUGAGUAGUGUGUAGAUAAACCUCACUUCUUUCUGCUUUCUGGUGGAUUUGGAAUGUUCUGUGUUAGUUUCUGUAAAUGGUCUCUGAAGGGAGGUUAUGAGAAGCACCCAUGGCAGAUCACUGGAGAUAUGAAGUUUUUUGGGUUUUUUUGUUUAUCUGAAUUUGUUUACACCUUUAGGAGAAUCUCUUCUGUUCAAUAAAAAAAAAUCAAGAGAUUUAAAAAAGAACUGUGUAUGGAUGUAUGAAGAAAAAGCAACUGAUCAACAAUUUUAUAUGCUUUCCACAAAAACUGGUUUGUAGCUUGAAACAAAAGUGUUAUGAUUCACCCUCACAUAAGAAGACAGAGAAAUUAACCAACAGAAUUCUUUCCAUGAGUGGUGUUUUGUCCUGUUGAAUUAAAAUGUCAGUUUUUCAUAUAAUUCAUCAAAUUUUUCAACCUUCUGCUUUCAACCAUUUUUCAUCUCCAUCUGGCAGUAUUGAUCCUCCCUCUAUCCGAUCCCAUUUAUGUAUUUGUACUAUUUGUCUAAUGAAAUGCUUUUGUGCUAG